Molecule: messenger RNA, 6616 nt
Organism: Diuraphis noxia (Russian wheat aphid)
Lineage: Eukaryota; Metazoa; Arthropoda; Insecta; Hemiptera; Aphididae
Cellular component (GO): nucleus
Molecular function (GO): protein binding; histone methyltransferase activity
Source: RefSeq, a predicted model, not a curated record
AUGUCGAUGUCAAUCUUCGACGGCAGUAUCGUUGGGGUGGCGUACUGGCCCGCGUUAACUGGUAACCACUUCAGUUACCGCUCGCUACAACUCCUAUUUUAUCACUCACGCAUAUAUACAUAAUAUUGUAAUUAUUAAUUAAUAAUUAAUAAUUAAUAAUUAUUAAUGAUCUUUUAAUGUACUAUAGUAGUAUAGUACGGCUAUGCGAUAUAGUGAUAUAUCAACCUAGGUAGUGCAAAAAUGCAUUCAUAAAUUUAUCUUAACUCUAACGCGAUCCGACGCGGAACGACUGUCUAAACAAAUGUCUGUCGACGAUUGCCUCUUUAGACUGUAAAAAAAUCUCGCUACUUUAUUCUUCAACUGUUGAUGCUGAAGGAAAAGGACUAGAAGCUUAAGGACCGAGCUAGUUUAAUGAAUAAACUAAAUUUCGGUUUAUUACCUACGCACCAAAGUCUCUAAGAGAUUGCCCGCCAUGUCUUGACAGAAUUGUCAUCGCCGUGUCUCAGAGGUUUGACUUUAUAAAUACGAUGGCUGACAUUACAGAACCCGUUAAAGUUUUUUUAGAAACUAGUCAAAACUUUGCUAAUGAUGAUGGUCAACCAACUGCGAUCGACGUCCUAUUUUUUGACGACAAUCCUGUGCUACCGAAUACUAUAUCUCAUUUAAAUAGAAACUCUUUGAGUACCGACAAAGCUGUGAAUAUACUACCACUGACCGAUAUAUCUCAUUUAAAUAGCGAUUUGUUAUGUAGCAAUCAGACUGUGAAUAUACCACUGCUGUCUGAUACAAAUCAUUUAAAUAGCGACGAAGCUGUGAUUACACCAGUGUCCUCUGAAACAUCUCAUUUAAAUAGUGAUGAAGCCGUGAAUACACCACUAUUGUCUGAUACAUCUCAUUUAAAUAGUGACGAAGCUGUGAAUACACCAGUGUCCUCUGAAACAUUUCAUUUAAAUAGUGAUGAAGCUGUGAAUACACCAGUGUCCUCUGAAACAUCUCAUUUAAAUAGUAACAAACCUGUUAAUACACCACUGUCUUCUGAAACAUCACAUUUAAAUAGCGAUGAAGCUGUGAAAACACCACUGUCCUCUGAAACAUCUCAUUUAAAUAGUGAUGAGGCUAUCAAUACACCUUUGCCAUCUGAUUCAUGUCAUUUAAAUAGUGACGAAGCUGUGAAUACAUCAGUGUCCUCUGAAACAUUUCAUUUUAAUGGUGAUGAGGCUAUCUAUACACCUCUGCCAUCUGAUUUAUGUCAUUUAAUUAAUAACAAAGCUGUGAAUACGUCAUUGCUGUCUGAUACAACUCAUUUAAAUAGUGACGAAGCUGUGAAUACACCAGUGCCGUCUGAAAUAUCUCAUUUAAAUAGCGAUGAAACUGUGAAUACAUCCUUGUCAUCCGAGACAUAUCAUUUAAACAGCGAAGAUGUCGUGAAUACUGUAAAUACUCCUUCCCUUCAAGAUUCAGUAAGUGAUAUGAGUGUGGAUGUUUUUGAUCCAUUAUUAGACAAACCUGCCAAUUCUAGUACUAAGCAAUUUGAAGAUUAUAAGAUCGGUGAUAUUGUUUGGGCUAAAAUUGGGAAAUAUCCGUAUUGGCCAAGCAUUGUUUGUGUUGACCCAACAUUGAAUAUUCACUAUAAAGAAAAAAAGAGAUUCUUGUUACAUGUCCGCUUUUGUAAUGAUAAAGGUAGAAGAAGUUGGGCCACAACUACUGAAAAUUAUUAUGGAAAACAUGAGUUACUCUCUAAGUAUCCCGGUUGUUUAUCCUACUUUAAAAAUAGUAAAAAGCUUUUGGAAACGUGGGAAUUGGCAGUUCAAGAAGCUGAUAAUUUGAUGAAACUAGACAGAGAGUUAAGAAUGGUUGAAUUUUUCAAAUCAUUUUGUAAUCCAGAUUCUGUAACUCCAUCCAUUCUAAAUAAAUCAUCUGAAGGCACUGUUAGUACUUUAAAAGUACGAACUUACUCAAGAAAAAGAUCUCUAACAGUUCCUGAACAAGAUCGUGAUUCUAAAAUUAUGAAGACUGAAAACAUGGCUGUACAUUUUUCAUCGUCUAGAUUAAUAGACAUUCCUUUACAGUCCAGAUCAGAUGAUGCAGAUAGUACUGUUUCUGAUUUCUCUAUGAGCUAUGCUUUUAUGGAAGAUAUAGGUUUAAAAGCAAAACAGGAAACUGUAAAAAAAAGAAGAUCAACAAAAACGUAUCCACCAAAAAGUUCUGUUGCCAAUAAAUAUGAUUUAUGUUAUUCAAUGGUGAAUUCUCCAGAAAAUAAUGAUAGUAAUAGUGUAUCUGAUACUCAAGAUAAGUGCCCAGUUACAACUACAAAAUCUUCUACUCGUUCGGUACCUGAUCAUAGGAAACUUGAAAUAAGCAUAUUAGAAGGAGAAUAUGAUCAAGAUAAUAUUAUUUUUCCAAAUACUCGGCGUUCAAAAAAAAAAAAUACUCGCUCUAAUACAGAAAUCAAUUUAAAUAAUGGUGGUCAUUCUAUACAUUUACAAAGUUCAUCCAGUUCUAAGAAAACAGUUACUAAAAAGAAAGUUACUGAAAAAGAAAACUCUUCUAGAAGAAAAUCAAACACAGUUAAAUACGAAAGUAGCCCAGAACCGGAUACAACGGAAAGUGAAGCUUCUUCUAAAAAUGAAACAUACAGUUCAGUUUUCUUAACUAGUUCAAAAAAUAAACAGCUUUUUACUAAAACCUGGAAAAGAGCAUGUGUAGUUUGUAAAAACAUCAAGGACACAGUCAAGUGCUUGGGCCCAUGUCAAAGUUAUUUUCAUAGAGAAUGUUUAAAUAAGAGUGAAGAAAGAUAUAAUCAGACUAAAGUUAAAAAAACUGGUCGCCGUAAAAGACAAUACUCAAAAAUCACACAAAAAAAUGAAGAUUCUGCAGCUGAUAAUCCUCAGCUUAUAAAUAAUAUUAAAGAAGAAGACGACACUGAUAAUUUUUUUGUAAAAGACGAUGAGAUCAAAUCUAAUGGCUUAAGGUCUUUAUCUCCAACUCAAUGUUCUAGUUAUACUAAUGAAGAAACUAAAUCACUUAAUCAAUUUGAAUCAGAUAAACUAUUUAAAAAUGAAACUUGUCUUCUUACUGCGAAUGAGAAUACUCAAAGUGAAUUAGAAAGUAUAAACGAAGAUUCUAUUCGGGAAAUAUCAGAAGAAAAAAAUGUUACUCCAAUUGUACCAAUAAAAAUAGAUGAAAAAUUACCAUUAGACAAUUUAAAAUAUAUGUGUAGUCUAUGCAAAGCUAAUAAAACCAACUGUUUUGUUUGUGGUUUGGUUAUUGACGAUUCUGGACAAAAGAUAGUUUGUAAAAUAUCCAGCUGUGGAAAAUAUUUCCAUGAAAAUUGUUUAAAAGAUUGGCCUCAAUGUCAGUGGAUUCAAGGAUCACGGAACAAUGUUAGAUGUGUUAUAUGUCCACAUCAUGUUUGCCAUUUAUGCAUUUCGGAUGACCCUAAAAGUUCAUGCAAAACUCAUUUUCCUGCUGAAAAAAUAACCCGGUGUAUUAAAUGUCCAACAGCCUAUCAUAGAAGUGAAUACUGUUUACCAGCUGGUUGUCAAGUCUUAACAUACAAUGAUAUUAUUUGCAGUCGACAUUUUGAACCUAUUAAAGUGCAAAUUUAUCAUUAUAAUGCUACCUGGUGUUUUAUUUGUGCAUUAAGUGGUGGUUCGUUAGUUUUCUGUGAUUUGUGUCCAUCUUCAUUUCACAUUAAUUGUUUAAAUCAGGACCCAUCAGCUUUUGAAGGAGGUUUUACUUGUGAAGAAUGUCAAACUGGUCGAUAUCCUCUAUAUGGUGAAAUUGUAUGGGUUAAGAUUGGAAACUUUAGGUGGUGGCCAGCUCAAAUUAUUUUUCCAAAUGAAGUUCCUGAUUCUGUAAAUGCAAUACCACAUACAGUUGGACAAUUUGCGGUCCGAUUUUUUGGAACAUAUGAUUAUUAUUGGGUGAACCGAGGACGAGUAUUUAACUUUCAUGAAGGGGAUGAUGAGAAUGUUUUAAGAAAAAAUAAUAUGAAGGUUAUAGAUAAAGUAUUUCAAGAUUCUAUUUUUGAAGCAGCUCAAGCACAUAGUGCUUAUAUUUUAGAAAAAGAAAAAAAUGAUGCUAUUGUAGCUAAAUCAUUUACUAAGCCUCCAAAAUUUACGCGAAUAAAAUUCAACAAACCCAUUGGCAACGUCAAAAAUAUGGAAUUUGAUAUUACUGCAAUGACUCCCUGUGAAUGUGAUCCAACAAAGCCAAACCCGUGUGGUCCAGGUUCCGAUUGUAUAAAUAGAAUGCUUAUGUUUGAAUGUGAACCAAAAGUAUGUCCUGCUGGAGAUAAAUGUAAUAACCAAAGAUUUGAAAAAACGUUGUACCCGGCUAUGGUCCCAUUUUUGACAAAAGGUAGAGGUUGGGGUCUUAAGACAUUAGAAGAUAUAAAAGAAGGUUCAUUUGUGAUUGAGUAUGUUGGUGAUGUAAUUGACGAAGAAGAAUUUCAAAGGAGAUGUCUGGAAAUGCAUCAAAGAAAUGAACAAAAUUAUUAUUUUUUGACUAUAGAUAAUUCUAGAACAAUUGAUGCUGGUCCAAAAGGAAAUUUAUCCAGAUUUAUGAACCAUUCGUGUGAACCAAAUUGUGUAACACAAAAAUGGACAGUGAAUGGAGAUACUAGAAUUGGACUUUUUGCUUUACAUGACAUUCCAACUGGUACAGAACUGGUUUUUGAUUACCGUUUACAAAGUUGCUCUGGCGUAGAAAAAAAACCUUGUCAAUGUGGAGCUGCAAGAUGUUCUAAAUUUAUUGGAGUCAAAGUGGAAGAAGAGAAAAAGAAAGUAAUUUCGUCUAACGAUGUUGAUAAGUGCAAGGGUUCUUCAAAAUAUAAACGAAAACCAUUAAAACUGAAGGAUAAUGUUUCUGACUCAGACAAGUCAAAAUCAUCUAAAGUAACUAGCAAUGAUCAAAACAUCUCUACGAUUGAAGUUAAGGUAAAAGCAUCUAAUGCUGAGAAAAUUGUUCUUUCCAAAAAAUCAAGAUCAAAAACAUCUAUUGGAAAAUCAUCUACUGCCUUAAAAAAUGGAAAUUCAGAAUCUUCAGAAACACCUGCUGUUGUAAAAAGGAAAUGGAAAAAUUCGGCUAAGAACGUCACCAAUAUGACCAAAAAUGACAUUUCAGUUGAUGAUUCUUUGGAAUCCGAAAAAAAUGUUAGUUCAAAAGGAAAGCUAAGGAAUGGUUUGUCUAUAUUUUCUUCGAGAAAACUACUGAUAAAAGAUGAUACAUCGGAUACAGACGAUUAUGUUAUAGUUAAAAAAGAACGACAAUACAACAGUUAUAAAAAAAAGAAUUUAAUGAAACGCGAAUUGUUAUCUCUACCAUCACCUAUCCUAAAUGAGUUAUCAUCAGCUAAAAUCUUAAAUUCUUCUGAAGGAAAAGGCAAUGAUAUUAAACCUGAAAAAUCUACAAGGCCUCAAGAAAAUUCUCGAAACAAUUUAACUAGACUGGCAAAAAGUAGACAUUUAUUUUUAUCCAAAAAUGAUUUGGGUAAGGAGAAAAAGGUCCAGCCUAUUGUAUCAAAUAUAAAAUUCAAUAAAAGAAAAAAGAAAUUGUCAAAAACAACAAAAAUUGUUAAAAACAGUGAUGAAAUGUUGUCGAGGAAAACCAUCCUAAUGAAGAAAACUAAAAUAAACAAAGACUUCUUACAGUCCAAAGCAUAUUUCAAAAACGAUUCUUGUGUGAUUUGUGGAAAAGGCCAUACAGAACUGUCAUGUAAAAACAAAAAGUGCCCCAGAGUCUUUCAUCUUAGUUGCAUUAACAAAACUAGAAUUGUGAAAUCCGGAUUCAUAUGCCCUUCUCAUUUUUGUUCUCUGUGCAACAAACGUAAGGUAGUAGCCAAAUGUAAAUUUUGUGUGGAAUCGUAUUGUGCAAUGCAUGUCAAAGGGAACAUAUUUAAAGAUCCGCUGGGCAAUGGUAUGUUGUGCACUACUCAUCAUCCUAACAAAAAAACGUUGCCAAUUGUAAGUAAUCCAGUGAUUCCUGACCUAAAUGCUGGCAGUAAAGUAAAUAUUGUCAAUAACAAUGCAGAACCAAUUGAUUUUGUGGAUCCAAGUUUUAAUAUUUCGAUAUCAGAAGAGUUGGAAGACGAUGAUGAUUCAUUGAACAUUAAUAUAGAUAGAAUGAACGAAGAAGAAUAUACACAGUCACAGGUUGUCAAAGAUGAGUGCAAUCGUGAAUAUAUACACAUUGGAGGAUUCAAUGUAUGCAAUAUGUCUGAUUUAGUCUCAGAUCAAGGAAAAAAUUACACAAUACCAGUUGAUACAGAUGGUGAUCUAUUUAAGCCGUCUUUGGCCAAUGUUGUUAUUGACAUAGAGUCUGCAUCUGCAUUUUACCAGCCUAUGGACAACUUACAAUUAGUGUCUAUUGCCACUGAUAAAGAAAGCCAUGACUGUGCCAACGUAAAUUUCAUAACUGACACCAAUCAAUCUAAAAACAAAUGGCUAGCAGCUGAACCUUAAAAUCAUGUAGUCAAAUGUCUGUUGUUUUAUUAAUCUUCAGAGAUGAAAUAUCAAUUUAAUUCGCCCUUUUAAAAAACACCUGUUACCUAAUUAGGAAAUUUUAAUAUUUGUUUUGUUUUAUUGUUUUUUUUUUGUUUUUAUCACAAUUUAUA